This is a messenger RNA of Paramecium octaurelia, 782 nucleotides long. Lineage: Eukaryota; Ciliophora; Oligohymenophorea; Peniculida; Parameciidae. The record is from the annotation of a GenBank genome assembly.
UAUUCAGCCAAUACACUCUCAAAUGAUCAACGAUAAUCGAAAUCCAGCAUUCUUCCAACAACCCAACCAAAAUCAAUAUAAUAUCAUACUACCCAAUACUAAUUAACCAGUUAUUGCUCAAAGAUAGGCAUAUCCUAUGCAACCACCAACCUAACCAAUUGUUUAACAGCCAUUGCAAUUCUAACCAUAAUUUCCACUUCCACCCUAAGUCAAUUAUGUACCAUAAACUAUAUAAGCGAAACCCAAUGUGUUACCUACUGUCUACUAAGAGAAACCCACUUAAGUCAUAAAUAUGGACGGUAACAAUCUAAAUUAUUCCAAUAGAAAUCGAAGCUCCUUGGAGAUUAAAGUGUGCAACUUUAGAGAGACAGAUUUUGGAAUUGCAAAUUCAAUUGAGAAAAGGACCAGGCCCUACUGAACCAGAUGCCAUCGAAGUUAUUGAUGACACCAGAUUAAGGGAAUUGGAAUCGAAGAAAGCUUAAUUGCAACAGAUGAUUUAGGAUAGAGACAGAGAGAUUUCUGAAUUGGAGAAUCAAAUUCACUAAUAAUAGGAAUCAAUUGAAAUACAAAUCUAGGAAAGAACAGUCCACUACUCGAAUGAAAUAGAAACCUGGUAGAAGAGAUUCUAGUAAUUAGAAAGAGAUUAUUCAUAAUCAUAAAGAUAAUUAUAAGAUUUACAAGAAGAACAAAAGAGAUUGGAGAAAUAAAAUCAAGAUGUUCGUACAUCCUAACAAAGAGUGGGAUAGAGUAGAAAUUAUUGAAUUAUCAUAUAUAUUCGAUAC